AUGCCGAUUGCAAGCAUUCGUAUCUCUAAAGGAUCAAAAAUUAUCCAUGGAUGGUAUAUUCAUCCAAUUCCUUAUGAAAUGACAAUUCAAGAUUUUUUUAUAAAACUUACAACUGGAGAACUAUCUUCCGAGCGUAAUCUUGACAUCAUAGAUCCGGAAACAAUAGAGCGUAUUGAAAUAAGCAAGACACAAGAUGCAACUGCAACCCAAGUCAGCCCUAACUGUAAUAUUAUAGAAGUUACAACAAAUGUAGGAAUAUAUGUGCAUUUUCGGCUCAAAACAGAUAUAGUAAAGUCAAAUUUGGAACCGCAGCGAAACUACUUCACGAUCCUAAUGCAAAAUGCGCACCGAGCCAAAUUGUAUUUUCCAACCUUCUCACAAUUAGAAAAAUCAAAUCGCAAACUAAACUUGCGUAGCGAUAUUGUUGAUUGGAUUCGGCGUCAUGGUGGAGGAUGGUCUAUACAGUCGUAUGCUGAUACGCAAGGAAAGCAAUUUGUCACUUGUUUGACUGAAACGAUUUGGUAUAUCGAUAUGCGUGAUUACAAGAAAUUCGAAGAUCGUAGUUAUCAUAUACCUGAACUUUUUCUUGAGUUUUUUGGCCGUGCAAAUCCAGAAGCACAUAAACACUCACGAAAACCCUUUGAUGCAAACGAAUUAAAUUUACAUUGUCAAGCCCUAGCUCCAUAUGCUACUUCAUCAUGGAUACUAAAGGAAAAUUUCAAUUGGCUUCGUGAUGCAUUAGAUGGUUUCAUCGUGGCUAUCUCGGAUUAUGUGGGAUUUUUGCAACGCCAACGUGAAAUUACUGCUAUUAAUCAUGCAUCAAAAACACCUGUAAGAACCGUCGAUCAGGCUACAACAGUACAAAUUCAUAAGCGAAAUUUCUGGGUAGCACCCGUAGACAGAACCAAAUAUUAUCAACUUGAACAAUUACUUAACGAUUUACCGCUCUGGAAACCAGUUGAUCUUGAAGAAUUUCUUCCAACAGAUCCUGUACAAAGAAUGCGUUACGUAAAAGGGUUAUCUCAUGCAUUCUCCUUCAAAAUUGGAGAGUAUCGAUUUAACACGGGAAAUAAUGCUUAUAAUGCAAUCUCAAUAUGGAAAAUCGAUGAAGAGGCUAAUGAAGAGAAGAUUUUACAAGAAAAUCAACGAAUUAUAAGUGAAUUGCAGGAGGAUGCACCCCGUUACCACACUCGAGCGAUGCGAAUAAACUAUUUGCGUACAUGUGAAUUGCUUCUCCCAAAGGCUAAGCCUUCAUCACUUCAGACAAUUUAUAGAAUGCUAACCGGUGAUGUCUCUGCAGCUGAGACUACAGAUCAAGCAAAACUCGAUGAGCGUGUUAGAAUCGCUUUAGAUCUCGGGGAUCCAGAAAUAGCAGUUGAUUUGCGUGAGCAUAAUAGUGGGAGACCCGGUAAAUAUGAUGUUUUCUGGGGAGUUGCGGCUCGGUUUCUUGAAGGAAAAGCAGCCAAUGCCGUUACUGCAGUAGAUGAACGCAGGCACGACCCAAUAGUACACCUUGCAACCGCAAUAUCUGUGAAUGAUCUUUUGCAUCAAAUUGAAAAGGAAUGCCCAACUGGAACACCGAUACCUAGCGCACAAUGGUUAAGAUUACAGUUUUGGCCUAAGAAUCCAACACGGCUUAGUAGUUUACAAUUUACUGGUCGUUUACCUUUAAAAUUUAUGGUCCAAACGCGUCAGCUACGUGCUUACCAUCAAGAUGCUCAUUAUGCAUCUGCAAUAUUUCGUUACGAAAAAGAAUUUGCUGUAAAAUUUCGAGAAAUUACAAAUCUUGUUUUUAUGGAUGACAAGCAUCGUUGUAAAGUUGGAGAGCCCGGGUUUCCUGUAGCCGCAGUUGAAAGAGGAAAAAAAGUUGUAGUUAGUAAAAAUACUACAUUUACAGUUGCUGACCAUGAUUACACUAAAACAGGCAUUAUACCAAGCGUAACAAUGAUAUGUAAUAUACCUGAAUCAAUAAACGGUGAUUUCUAUGCAGGCAAAGUACACAUAGGAUUAAAGGAUCCAAUAUUUCAACCUUCCUCACCCCUUCGCCAUGCAACAGAACUAUAUAAUAUAUUUAUUACAGAAGAGUUAGCCGAUAAACCUAUACUAUGUCUCUAUACAGAUGGUGGUCCAGAUCACCGCUGCACAUAUACUCGCGUCCAACUUUCCUAUAUUUGUCUUUUUCUCGCUUUAGAUCUCGAUUAUUUUGUUGCAGUUCGAACACCACCGCAACAUUCAUGGAAAAAUCCCGUUGAGCGCAUUAUGUCAAUUUUAAACCUAGGAUUACAAAGUGUCGGGUUGAUGAGAACCAAGAUGAAUGAUCAAUCAGAAAAAUUAAUAAGUAAAGUCGGUACAAUGAAUGAUAUUCGUAAAACUGCCAAAGAAAAUAAUGGUUUUAAAGAAGAUCUUAUUGAAAGUCUUAAAACCCCAAUUAGCAUGAUCCGUGAUAUGUUCAGCCGUCAGUCCCUCAAAAAUGAGCCAUUCGAAACAUUUAACGCAGCUUCAGAAAUAGAAAUGGAGAAACUCUGGGAAACAAUUCUGCUUUUGGAUGAUAAUGUUCCCUAUGAAAAUUUUACUGCAGCAGAUAUCAAUCAAAAGUGUGGUGAAUCGUCCUGUACUAUAUGUCGGCCUCCUCGUUGCUCUCAAGAAGAAUUCGAGCAGCUGCACUGUCUGCCAGAUCCAAUACCUGGAGAUGAUUUGCAUUACAAGUCAUUUGAAGAAAUAUAUGGUACCCGAACAACAGAAAACCAUAGACCUUCAUUGGAGUCAGAAGUCGACGACGAUACAGAAAAUACCGUUAGUCCUAAUGAAGAAGCUAAUGAAGAAAACAUGAAUAAGGAGGAUGAACCUGAUCAAUCUGAAUCUGAAAGCACAGAAGAAGAAGAGGCGGGUGAAAAUGUAGAAGGGUCCGGUGAAAGUGAAGAAGAAUCUGAUGAAAAUGUAGAAUCUGAUACUCACGGUGAAGAUUCUAUCAAUGAGCUUUUUUCUAGAGUCUUCGUUAAUGACUCUUUGUCUUGCUCUGCAACAAUCGAAAAACCAUACUAUUCAGCUGGGAUUUACCCAGCUGUUUGCAUCGAAUGUGGAUGCCGAGAUGCUAAUAGACUAGCGAAAGAUGAACACCCACGUUGUAGUAACUGUGGCGGUAACUCUAUAAACCCAAGGAAAUCUUCGAUGAAAGCUAAAUAA
Molecule: messenger RNA, 3183 nt
Organism: Ambispora leptoticha
Lineage: Eukaryota; Fungi; Glomeromycota; Glomeromycetes; Archaeosporales; Ambisporaceae
Source: the annotation of a GenBank genome assembly